UGCCCCUAAGGAGAAGCAUCUUCGGCAAGGCGCGUCUAUCAAUCUGUCACCAAGUUUGGGAAGAGAUCCUUUGUUAGCAACGGAGUUGUAGUAAUGAAGAUGGAUAGUGGAGUCCAAAGAGACAUGGAAGAAGCGGUGCAAGCUCACAAGAAGUCAAGUAAAACGACAAGCACAGACGCUGAAAAUGUUGAUCCUCUUACAACAAACAUCUCAUCUGAGCAAGGAUUUCUACAUUCUCUAUGGUCAGAGAUGAAAGAAAUGGUUCCUAGUCUCCGUUUUGCUAUCUUUUCUUGGGCUGCUCUGACCCAAGGUCGUCACUUGGGACCCGCGAAGAGAGCUGCCACAUUGGGUCUCCAAGCUGGAAACUUUUCAGACACCGAUCAGAAUUAUGUACAAGCACUUUUCACAUUAUUUCCGGAGAUGGUAGAUAUGGCCACCUUCAUUGGGUGUUUUAUUCUAGGGGUGAUCCUGUUCUGGCGUGAGCAUCCUGGAGCACGAUGUUUUCUUAUGCCCUUAAUGAUGGAUGCGCUGCUAUAUUAUUUGGCUGAUCUAGCACGCAAGACUUCUGGGAUUGCGGUAAAUUGCAAGACAUUCAAGAUGCCGGCCAUAUGGUUUGUUGCCGUAGGGGGUGUUUGCGUCUCCUUUGUAAUCUGUUUGAAUAGUUUGGUGGUGCUCCUUUGUAAAUGGCUAUACAAUAACAAGAGAGCACUGACAGUGAGGGAAGAGUGAUCAGUCCAAAUGACAUAACACAUAAUAUAUGAUGACUCAUACAGCUUUCUGUUUGUGUUUAAAAUUUAAAUAAGUGAAAUUGGACUAUGUAAACCUAAGAAUUUGUUCUGUCUUGCUAAAGUUACUCAUGUGUGAUACUUGAUAACAUAAUGGUUUAUGGA
Arachis stenosperma is the source of this 890-nucleotide messenger RNA. RefSeq lists its product as uncharacterized. The transcript is spliced from 2 exons. Lineage: Eukaryota; Viridiplantae; Streptophyta; Magnoliopsida; Fabales; Fabaceae. The record is from RefSeq and is a predicted model, not a curated record. Bases 94 to 729 code for a protein of 211 amino acids.